This is a messenger RNA of Lachnellula hyalina, 2427 nucleotides long. Its product is annotated as putative transcriptional regulatory protein. Gene Ontology annotation, biological process: DNA-templated transcription; regulation of DNA-templated transcription. Bases 1 to 2427 code for a protein of 808 amino acids. NCBI's taxonomy places the organism in Eukaryota, Fungi, Ascomycota, Leotiomycetes, Helotiales, Lachnaceae. The transcript has a single exon. Gene Ontology annotation, molecular function: DNA binding; DNA-binding transcription factor activity, RNA polymerase II-specific; zinc ion binding. The record is from RefSeq and is a predicted model, not a curated record.
AUGAGUCUCGAGCGUGAGGUUCCGCGCAAAACUCGGGAUGGGUUGCGGCGUCGUGUCCCAUCGGAUUUGCGCAAGAGAGCGGCUUUCAGCUGCGAUUUCUGCAAAGCGCGACGCAGAAAAUGCGUACGACUAUCGGCGCAAGGUCACUGCGAACUGUGCAGAGAGAACCAUAUCAACUGCAUCUUGACGGUCCCUCGUAAAAGCCGCAGCUACAACUCGACAGAAAAUCUUCACCCAAGGUACCGCGUCAUGGAAACCUUGAUAUCGAGGCUCUUUCCACACGUUGCAGUUGAGGAUACGACCGAGCUCAUCAAACUAUCCCAGUACGUAGAAUGCUAUGACGUGAAGAUUGAUUGUGAAAAUACGAGGCAAUCAGCGAAUUCGAGACCUCGAGGCUUUCCAUUCGCUCCACCUCCUUCCCCAAGCCCUCCCGAUUCCCAAUCUUGGUCAGAGCAGGAGUUGCACCAGCCUCUGGCCUCUGAGAUAUUUUCACCGCCAGCUACCUCUAUUAGUUGCCAUGAACAUAUGCUGCAGAAUUCCUCGGGCACUCUCUCGUACUUCGGAUCUUCGAGUUCUAUGGCGUUUGUGGCCAAACUGCGCGAAUUAUUGGCCCACAAAGGGAGCCGACACUCUGAGUCAUUGCAAGGGAAAGAGCGAAAGCUCUGCGAUGAGUUUAUUGCCGACAAGUAUAGUCGCACCAUGGAAAGAGAAAGUCGAUCAGCCAACGACAAUGACGAGAGUCCCGUUGUCACCGCUGACCUACGAGCGCCCGGGCGUCCUAGGCCGGAGAUCGAUGGCAUGGGCGUUGAUUCAUCUAAAGAACCGCUUAGUUCCCUAGCCGGAUUGUUGGAUCAGCUGCCUUCAAAGGAAGAGACAGAAGAAUUUGUCGAGCGAUUCUUUAUUCAUGUCCACCCAAACAUUCUCCUUUUCCAUCGUCCUACCUUCCAGGCAAUCUUGGAGGAAUUAUGGUCAAAUAGCGGACGCGAAUGUGAUGAUAUUGGCUGGAUUGUUUGUUUCUGCGUCAUCGUCAUCUUUGGAUGUGAAAGCCGACUUUCCUCUGCCAAUGACAAAUCCAGCUUGGAGUGGCAGGACAUUUGUAAGCUCCAACGGAAACUUCUCAAUUUCUCUCUCUCCAAGGUAUCGGAGCUUAUGCUCUCGGCCACACUCCAAAGCGUUCAGGCAUUUACCCUACUCUCGAUAUACCUCAAUUGUGCCAAUGAGAGAAACGCCAGUUGGAUCUUGAGCGGCUGUGCAAUACGCAUGGCAAUUAGUCUAGGUCUACAUCGGGGGGAAAGUGUGAUUCUCCUAGCUGAUGUUCAUAUGGCGUCUAUUGAUAGGGAGCUACGAAAGCGCGUAUGGUGGUCCUUGUACAUUUUUGAGCAGUAUAACAGCGCGCUAUUUGGACGUCCGAGCGCUAUUGACGACACAGACAUGGUAGACGAUUUUCCAGCAGAGUCACUCCUGGACGAAGGAUUUCAUCGACCACCACAUUUGUUGCGGCACGAUGUAGCUCUGGCACGGAUAGUGGGCAAGAUUCGCAAAUCUCAGAUCUACCAGGGCCAUGACCCGGCCCACGAGUUCUGUCGCUUACCUGAUUUGGUCACAGUAGACGGACUCUUGAAAGAGCUUGACGUUUGGCAUGAAAGUCUCCCACUUUUUCUACAAUUCGACGAAACAAGGCAAGAGCAUAUCUAUCCAAACCAUUUCCGACAGAUCGUCACACUGCAGCUACGGUACCAGCACGCUAGGCUUCUCCUGUCGCGCCCAUUUCAUUUGAAAGCGCUCUAUCUCCUCCAGUCUUCGCAGCACAACCCAGCUGCGAUGGAUAGCACCACGAAAUAUAGUGAUGUUUGCGUCAACGCAGCUUUCGAGUCUUGGAAGUUAACACGUGUUCUUUGGAAGAAGAACGAAUUUGACGGAAACUUGUGGUUGGAUGGAAUCUUCACCUACCAAUUUGGGCUGGUCCUAUCGCUUACCUUUCUGGACCCGAGAGAGAGACCGGUCAUCAAGGAUCUGGAAGAGUUGCAGCACAUGAUUCAGGACAUGCUUGAUAUCCUACAUGAAGCACGGCUCAACAAAACGAUGAGGCGCCUUGUGCAGAUCUUUGAAGAUUUUGCCGGGAUCGUGCGCGCAAUUAAAUGUCGACAAGAUCGCCCAGUUCGCGGUCGAGAUUCAGAGAGGCUACAAGAAACAUUCCACCAAAGUAACGGCCAUGACAUUGCAGUCUGCUCGGAGAAACCGGUCGCUACCUGUCUUGUUCCAGAAAGCUCUGCGUUGGAUUCUGUCGGUUUGGAGACGUCUCUAGAGGGAGAUUUCUGGUUCGGAGAGAAUCCUCUGGAUGAGUUUGGGUUUGGGGCCUCGUUGGUAGGGAUGGACCUUGACGGUGCUGAUUUCUCCAAUUCGUUAUCAGACAUUUUCACUGCUUGA